Asterias rubens (European starfish) is the source of this 2034-nucleotide messenger RNA. RefSeq names its product protein YIPF6-like. Gene Ontology annotation, biological process: endoplasmic reticulum to Golgi vesicle-mediated transport. Lineage: Eukaryota; Metazoa; Echinodermata; Asteroidea; Forcipulatida; Asteriidae. The transcript has 7 exons. Gene Ontology annotation, cellular component: trans-Golgi network; membrane. The record is from RefSeq and is a predicted model, not a curated record. Bases 50 to 739 code for a protein of 229 amino acids.
CAUAUACUUUUGUGUAGAAUUUUUUUAUUUUUCAGCAAUAUUCUUCAUCAUGGCAGACGUGGCAGUAGAUUCGUCGCUAAAGUUGGAUAACAAGUUCACAGACUUGGAACUGGAGCAUCCCGUCGAUGGAGACAUCACAGUCCCAGGAGCACCUGAAGAUGAUUCUGAACCAUCCACACUCGAUGAGCCGGUCAGGGAAACAGUCUUGCGAGAUAUUAAAGCCAUAGGGCUGAAGCUGUUCCACGUGAUGUACCCAAAACAGAGUAAAGCACUUCUUAAAGAAUGGGAUCUGUGGGGACCUCUUGUGUUGUGCACACUUUUUGCAAUGCUACUGCAAGAGUCAACCACUACUGAUGAUAAGUCCCAUGAAGCAGUCAACUCUCAGUUCUCUGAAGUAUUUGCUCUUCUGUCGUUCGGUGCCAUCGUGGUUGCUCUCAAUUCUAAACUCCUUGGAGGUGUCAUUUCGUUCUUCCAGAGUGUUUGUGUUCUUGGUUACUGCAUCCUGCCCCUUGUCAUCAGCCUCAUUGUCUGUCGUCUCCUCGUUCUGGCCGGAGACUCCACCAUUCUGUUCUUCAUCCGACUGCCCAUCGUCAUCUUUGCAUUUUUGUGGUCAACUUUUGCUUCACUGGCCUUUCUUGCCGACAGCCAACCACAGCACAGGAAACUCCUAGCUGUCUACCCCAUCUUUCUCUUCUACUUUGUGAUUGGCUGGAUGGUCAUCUCACGCAGUAGCAGCUGAGUACUGAAACAACCAAUCACAUUACGCGUUACAAAAGUAGUUUUAAAGUAAUAUAUGAAAGAAGAGUUCACCAGUGUAGUGGCCCAGUUCUACAAACAGAGUAUGAAAUCACUAAAGGUUUGGUUGUGCAACUUCUCCUAAGUGUGGCUUUGCGCAGUACAAAUCAAGUGGUGCAUUUUUUUCGCGGCUGUUACCAAUAACUGUUUCCAUCAUUGGCAAGUGAUUAUCCAAUGGCCGAUUCAACAGAAACAGUUAUUGACUACAACCACUGUGCUGUAAUUUCAACAUAACAGCCUCGUCUCAUAUCAGGAUAAACAAAAUCAAACGCUGCCAUUUUUCACUAAGUUUAAGAUGUAGGAAGUCCGGACUCUGUGGCUCUGCUGUAAACAAUGUCAUGUUUAACACAUGCUAUUAAAACAGUUUCAGGAUAAAGUGAUAAACCACAAGGGAAACUGACUGGGUAAAUGUUUAAAUAAGUUUUGGUUUGAACAACCUUCAACCUUUGGGUGAUCAUGCAGCACUCUACCAGCUGAGCUAUCUACCCCUAUUGUUGGGGGUCUCCUUUUUUGUUGUAUGUUUGUGCGGGGUACUAGUCAGAAGCUAUUCAUUCUGUGGCUUCACAGGAUAAAGAUCUUUACUUGUUGAUGGAUCAUUCACUCUCUUUCCUUUGCUUGACCCUAGCAGUAUUCCAGGCUGAUGAAUUCCGCCCAACAUUCAGAUUCUGUAUUGGUAAAUUGAUAAAUUCAGCCAUACUUAUUACGCAAUUGUUAGUUAUAGAUUGUAAACUUACUGGCUGAAGAUGGGCAGAAUAUGCAACAGCUCUUCUCAGAGCCAUAGUUUUGCUGAAACCACUUACCCUUAAAAUGACCUUUGUGAAAGUUUGAUAUAAAUUUUGGGAAGUCCACUUUCAACUCGUGCAUGCAUUGACUACAGUCGUUGGUUCUAGAAAUUUUAUUUGAAAAUUUUAAAAGAAAAGUAGAAAUUUACUGGGUAAAAUAAUUGGCAUUACAAGUACUUUAUAGGCACUAGUAUAGGGUUAACCCGAAGGAGACCAUUUAUUUGUUAUAACCAAUCAUCACCAUAGGCCCAUACAUGGCUAGUUUUGUUGAUUGUUUUACCACAGUACUUUCACUAAAAGUGUCUGGGAAAUUAAUACAGAACAUAUAGUGGGUUUUGUUUUAAAAGCACAUACUAUAUGAACAUGGGAUACUUAAAGACAGCAGACACUAUUGGUAAUUGUCAAAGACCAGUCUUCUCACUUGGUGUAUCUCAACAUAUGCAUAAAAUAUCAAACC